Messenger RNA from Puccinia triticina, 576 nucleotides. RefSeq lists its product as uncharacterized. NCBI's taxonomy places the organism in Eukaryota, Fungi, Basidiomycota, Pucciniomycetes, Pucciniales, Pucciniaceae. The record is from RefSeq and is a predicted model, not a curated record. Bases 1 to 576 code for a protein of 191 amino acids. The transcript has 5 exons.
AUGGCACAUCAACUCAGCAUCAACUUGAAUCUCCUUCAACCGCCGGUAUGUGGCAUGAAAUUAGAUGCACAGCGGUUCCCCGGGGGAUUAGGACAGACGCCUGUCAUGCCAUGUCUCGUGGCGAAAGGGGAAGCUGCGGAUGGCAUUGCCCAACAAAGUGUACCUUGGGACAGGUAUGAGUGUGCCCUCGAGCUAUACGACGAGGAAGGGUUAGUUCGACUUCAAGACGAUCUGUUUUUUGGAUUGCACCCGGUCAGCUACCGAUUGAUCCCCUCCAUGGAGGAUCAAAGCCAACUUGAUGUGCUCUUCAUCUUCAAUGAAAUCAUAAUUCGACAGACUGGAUUCUAUCGGAUACGCGUCAUCCUAUACGAAAUUGGUCGACGACGAGUGAUUUCGAGCGUCAUGACGGACCGAUUUGAGAUUGUGGAGUUUGACCAGUUUCCUAGAGGGGCAAAUGAUGCUCUUUUAACGCCAUUUAGCCGGCACUUGAGAAACCACGGCGUCGUACUACACUUGCCUCCAGAGACUGACAGCAUCGACUGGGACGAAUACCCGACAAUCAACGGUGUUUUGUAG